Silurus meridionalis is the source of this 3803-nucleotide messenger RNA. RefSeq names its product coronin 7 (gene coro7). The record is from RefSeq and is a predicted model, not a curated record. Lineage: Eukaryota; Metazoa; Chordata; Actinopteri; Siluriformes; Siluridae. The transcript has 28 exons. Gene Ontology annotation, cellular component: TIM23 mitochondrial import inner membrane translocase complex. Gene Ontology annotation, molecular function: protein binding. Gene Ontology annotation, biological process: protein import into mitochondrial matrix. The coding region runs from base 81 to 2849 and encodes 922 amino acids.
UCCCCCUUGCGCUUCACUCAGAGCUCAGGGACACACAGCGCCACCCGGAAGGUACGAAGACGCUCAGUGAAGAACCGAGAAUGAACCGCUUCAAGACGUCCAAAUUUAAGAACACCACCCCGAAGAUCCCGAGGAAGGAUGAGUGGAUCUCUAAUGUGCGAGGAAGCUCAAUCAGCUCUCAGGGGAACCACAUUAAAUCUAGCUGCAGCCUCCUGGCCUUCAACACCGACCAGGCCGGUGGUGGGAUGGUGGGGCUUUGCUCAGUUGAACCCGGACCUGAUGGCAAAUGGACAGUAACGCAAAUUCCCUGUCAUGCAGACCAGGUGACUGAUCUGGAUUUCUCCCCAUUUGAUGACAAUCUCUUGGCCACCUGCUCGGCUGAUGAGACGGUAAAGGUAUGGCGUGUGUUUGAGCCUGGUCAGGAGCAGCCUGUAAGUGCUAAUGCAUCUUUAAGCCCUGGUGAAGGAAGGCUGGAGCUGGUGCUUUUUCAUCCUGCUGCUGCAGGCUUGCUGGCGGUCGGCUCAAGCAGGGGCGUCCAGGUCUGGGAUACCAGCAGAGACAAAGCCCUGGCAGUUCUGGAGCAGCAUAUGGAGCAGUUGCACAGUCUGGCCUGGAAAGAGGACGGCUCCCUUUUGGCCUCCACCUGCAAGGACAAAAAACUGCGCAUUUUUGAUCCGAGAGCACAGCUGACAGCGGUCCAGUGCGCUCAGGUUCUUUAUAGCAACAAGGAUUCGCGUUUACUGUGGGUGAAAGAUGACUACAUCAUCACUACUGGGUUCAAUCAGAAUCGGCAGCAGGAGGUGCGGCUGUGGGAUUACAGGAAGUUGAACUCCUCUCUAAGCUCUAUGUCUUUAGCCACCUCAAAUGGGACCCUAAUGCCACUGUAUGAUCCUGAUUCCGGUCUGUUCGUAGUGUCAGCAAAGGGAGACAGUGUUAUUGACUGCUUUGAGGUGACCACAGGAGAGCCAUGCCUAUCACAAGUUAGCCAUUGUCUGAGUGAUGCAAGCACACGUGGAAUUGCAGUGGUGCCCAAACUAGCACUGGAUGUAGGCCAUUGUGAAGUGAUGCGAGUGAUGCAGCUGACCGACAAUUUCAUCAUUCCAAUUAGCUACCAGGUGCCUCGUAAGGCAGGGCAGGACUUUCAUGCUGACCUAUAUCCAGAUACAUCAGGCUGCACAGCAGCUAUGACAGCAAACGAAUGGUGGCAGGGAAUGAACAAGCAAGUAGAAAAGGUCUGCCUCCACCCUAACAAGAGGCCAAAAGGGAAAGCUCAGCCAGCCAAUCAUGUCACAGCAAAUGAGCUACCUCAGGGAAAAAGCAAAGAGGUGCCCUCCACCUCCAGUAGUGGUCUCAGUACCCCCAGUGACAGUAUGGUUCCAUCUCGCUCCCCCUCUUCCACUAGCGGUCUGUCCUCUGGAUUCCUUCCCAGCCCCAGCCAAAGCUCCCGUGCCAUCCAGAGCAUGCUGGGCCCAAGCUCCAAGUUCCGUCACAUUCAAGGCACUCUUCUGCAUCGUGACACCCACAUUACCAACCUGCGUGGCAUGAGUCUGACUACACCUGGCGAGUGCGAUGGCUUCGCUGCCAAUGGGCAGCGGGUGGCAGUGCCUCUGGCCAUUGCAGGAGGACAGAUUGCUGUGCUUGAGCUCUCUCAGCCUGGGAAGCUGCCAGACACAGCAUUGCCCACGAUCCAGAACUCAGUCAGUGUAGCUGACUUCUGCUGGGAUCCUUUUAACCCUCACAAGCUGGUGGUUGCCGGUGAUGAUGCAAAGAUCCGUGUGUGGAAGAUUCCAGAAGGUGGCCUGGUGGAAACACUGACUGAACCUGAGUGUGUUCUGCAGGGACACACUGAGAAAAUCUACUCCAUCAAGUUCCACCCACAUGCCUCAGGUCUGUUGGUGUCCUCAUCAUAUGACAUGACUGUGCGUCUGUGGGACCUGGAAAAUAAAAGAGAAGUCAAGAAACUCAGUGGACACCAAGAUCAGAUAUUUGGAAUGGCUUGGAGUCCCAGUGGCAAGUUUCUGGCUACUGUUUGUAAAGAUGGAAAAGUGCGUUUGUUUGACCCACGCAAGUCCACUGAGCCCAUCCAGGAGGGCCCUGGACCUGAAGGUCACAGAGGUGGCCGUGUAGUCUGGGUGUGCAACGGCCAGUACCUGCUGGUGUCAGGGUUUGAUUGUCGCAGUGAGCGAAACCUUUACCUAUUUUCUGCUGAGUCUUUGGCAUCUGGACCUGUGGCUACUACACCUGCUGAUGUCUCACCCUCAACCCUCAUUCCUUUCUAUGAUCCUGACACCAGUCUUCUCAUUCUCACAGGGAAGGGUGACACACGUGUAUACAUCUAUGAGAUCGUAACAAAUGCCCCUUACUUUAUGGAGUGCAGCAGCUUCCACUCCUCUGAGCCACACAAGGGCUUGUGCUUCCUGCCAAAGACAGUAUGUGAUGUACAUGAUGUAGAGGUGGCCAGAGCUGUCAGACUUGGCAAGACCUCCAUUGAGCCAGUGGCCUUCAAAGUGCCUCGAGUCAGAAAAGAGUUCUUUCAAGAUGAUGUGUUCCCUGAGACAGCAGUGUGGUGGGAAUCAGCUCUGAGUGCUGCUGCAUGGCUCUCUGGUUCUGACAAAGAGCACCGCAAGAUCAGCCUGAAACCUAAAGACAUGACCCCUGUCUGCGAGGCUCCCAAGGAAGCACCAGUGAGGAAAUACCUCCCCUCUUCUGUGUACCUCGAAGAGAAGACAGAUGAACAGAAAAAGGAGGAGCUUUUGAGUGCUAUGGUAGCUAAAUUGGGGAACAGAGAAGAUCCACUGCCACAGGAAUUAUUUGAGGGGGUGGCAGAAGAUGAAUGGGAUGACUAUUGAGAAACCUUGCUGGCCAUCAAAAGAAAAUUAAAGAAACAUCUUGUCCUGCUUGAUAUUUAGGUCAUUCCUGAGUGCUGGACUAAAGGCCACACUGUAAUACAUACAAUUAUUCAUCACAAAAUACAACAAACAUCUUUUGCAUCAGUCAGUCAGAGAUAAAGGUACAGAUUCUACAGUUGGUUGUACAGGCAUUCCUGUGGUUAGCAAAUAAGUGUUCAGGUACUUGCAGACUUACUAAUAAGUCAGACUGAGUGAUUGUUUACUGAGCCUCUCAGCAUUGCAUGCGAUAUUAUCUGUUGAUCAGAAUUCAUUUUUAUACGGUUAUAUAUGUCUGACACUGUAACAAUGUUCCAGAAGCUUCUCAACCCCAAGAACACAGAAUUUCUAAAAUGCAUGUUUCUUAGUACUACUUUUCUAAAAUGCAUGUAUCAUGUUGGGAAAAAACAUUAUUGAAACUGCCAUUACAUGAAACAUUUUUUGCAGUCUUCAUAUAUAAUAUAUAACAGGCAAAUUGUGUUUGUAUUUAAAAAAAAAUAUUCCUAAUUAAAAAGUGUUCCAUGAGUUUGUUCACCUUUGCCAGCAGGUGUAUUAGUAAUGUGAACUGGCAAAAUAAAAUUCCCAGUCAGGUAUGUAUCACAUACAACAAUAAUAUUCUGAUUAGGUGACAGAAGACAUCUGCAUGUUCCAGAACAGUUGAGCGUUUGUGCUAAUACACAUACAUUCAAAUAAUAAUAUUUGUUUAAUAAUUCAGCAUUCUCUAAAAAUCAUAAAAAAUAUACUACUUUAUACAAAUUGAUUAUUCUUACUUUUUCUCUUACUGGGGGGUGGGGGUGUCAAGCAUCUGAAUAUAUACAUAUAUACACCACAUACUAAAAAAAGAGUACCUUUUGUAAUAAUUCAUGAAUAAAAACAUUUGAAAAAUAAGUUCCUACAUUAAAAGACUUUUACUGUUUA